This is a messenger RNA of Elephantulus edwardii (Cape elephant shrew), 1881 nucleotides long. It is a transcript of the gene ASH2L, whose product is annotated as ash2 (absent, small, or homeotic)-like (Drosophila). The transcript is spliced from 16 exons. Bases 1 to 1881 code for a protein of 626 amino acids. The record is from RefSeq and is a predicted model, not a curated record. Gene Ontology annotation, cellular component: Set1C/COMPASS complex. Lineage: Eukaryota; Metazoa; Chordata; Mammalia; Macroscelidea; Macroscelididae. Gene Ontology annotation, molecular function: protein binding; transcription cis-regulatory region binding.
AUGGCGGCGGCGGGAACUGGCUCUACCCCGGGGGCUGGUGCUGGAACCGGCCCUGCGGCGGCUACAAAUGCAGCGGAAGAGGGAGAGACGAAGCCAGUGGUAGCGGUAGCAGCCACUCCAGCCGGAGAGGGAACUUCUGCUGCUCCAGCAACGGAGCCCAGUUCCGGAGAGGCCGAAAGUGGGGAUGCAAACUUGGUUGAUGGAAGUGGUGGUUUGGAGACAGAAUCCUCAAACGGAAAAGAUACGAUAGAAGGUGCUGGGGAUACUUCAGAAGCGAUGGAUACCCAGGCAGGCUCAGUGGAUGAAGAGAAUGGCCGGCAGUUGGGAGAAGUGGAGCUGCAGUGUGGCAUAUGUACAAAAUGGUUCACAGCAGACACCUUUGGCAUAGAUACCUCAUCCUGUCUGCCUUUCAUGACCAACUACAGCUUUCACUGCAAUGUGUGCCAUCAUAGUGGAAAUACCUAUUUCCUCCGCAAGCAAGCAAACUUGAAGGAAAUGUGCCUUAGUGCUUUGGCCAACCUCACAUGGCAGUCCCGAACACAGGAUGAGCAUCCGAAAACUAUGUUCUCCAAAGAUAAGGAUAUUAUACCAUUUAUUGAUAAAUACUGGGAGUGCAUGACGACCAGACAGAGACCUGGGAAGAUGACGUGGCCAAAUAACAUUGUCAAAACGAUGAGUAAAGAAAGAGAUGUAUUUUUGGUAAAGGAACACCCUGAUCCUGGGAGUAAAGACCCAGAAGAAGAUUAUCCCAAAUUUGGACUUCUGGAUCAGGAUCUUAGUAACAUUGGUCCUGCUUAUGAUAACCAAAAACAGAGCAGUGCUGUGUCUACUGGUGGGACUCUCAAUGGAGGAAUUGCAGCAGGAAGCAGUGGAAAAGGAAGAGGAGCAAAGCGCAAACAGCAGGAUGGAGGGACCACAGGGACUACCAAGAAAGCUCGGAGUGACCCUUUGUUUUCUGCUCAGCGCCUUCCCCCUCAUGGCUACCCCUUGGAACAUCCGUUUAACAAAGAUGGCUAUCGGUAUAUUCUAGCUGAGCCUGAUCCUCACGCCCCUGACCCUGAGAAGCUUGAACUUGAUUGUUGGGCAGGAAAACCUAUUCCUGGAGAUCUCUACAGGGCCUGCCUGUAUGAACGAGUUUUGUUAGCCUUACAUGAUCGAGCUCCUCAGCUGAAGAUUUCUGAUGACCGGCUGACUGUGGUUGGAGAGAAGGGCUAUUCUAUGGUCCGAGCCUCUCAUGGAGUACGAAAAGGUGCCUGGUAUUUUGAAAUCACUGUGGAUGAGAUGCCUCCAGACACUGCUGCUAGACUGGGUUGGUCCCAACCCUUAGGUAACCUCCAAGCUCCCUUAGGUUAUGAUAAAUUUAGCUAUUCUUGGCGAAGCAAAAAAGGAACAAAAUUCCACCAGUCUAUUGGAAAACACUACUCUUCUGGCUAUGGACAAGGGGACAUCCUGGGAUUCUAUAUCAAUCUUCCUGAAGACACAGAGACAGCCAAGUCACUUCCUGAUACUUACAAAGACAAGGCUUUGAUAAAGUUCAAAAGUUACUUGUAUUUUGAAGAAAAAGAUUUUGUGGAUAAAGCAGAGAAGAGCCUAAAGCAGACUCCCCAUAGUGAGAUAAUAUUUUAUAAAAAUGGUGUUAAUCAAGGUGUGGCUUACAAAGAUAUUUUUGAGGGAGUUUACUUUCCAGCCAUCUCGCUGUACAAGAGUUGCACGGUUUCCAUUAACUUUGGACCAUGCUUCAAAUAUCCUCCAAAGGAUCUCACUUACCGUCCUAUGAGUGACAUGGGCUGGGGCGCUGUGGUAGAACAUACUCUAGCUGAUGUCUUGUAUCAUGUGGAAACAGAAGUGGAUGGGAGGCGGAGUCCCCCAUGGGAACCCUGA